This is a messenger RNA of Penicillium arizonense, 1005 nucleotides long. RefSeq lists its product as uncharacterized. The transcript has a single exon. NCBI's taxonomy places the organism in Eukaryota, Fungi, Ascomycota, Eurotiomycetes, Eurotiales, Aspergillaceae. The coding region runs from base 1 to 1005 and encodes 334 amino acids. The record is from RefSeq and is a predicted model, not a curated record. Gene Ontology annotation, molecular function: heme binding; oxidoreductase activity, acting on paired donors, with incorporation or reduction of molecular oxygen; monooxygenase activity.
AUGGCAUACAGCAGACGAAUCGAGAGCUAUGAUGCGGAAACUAUCAGAGAGCUGGCGGAAUUAACAGACGGCCUUCUGAAGGCCGUAAAGUCGUCCCAAAGUGUCCUGGUCGAAAUUUUUCCAAUCCUGAACCUUCUGCCCCGAUGGCUGGCCCCUUGGAAGGUUGCUGGAGACAUUGCGCACGAGCGGACAGUCUCUCUUUUUGGUUCUAAUCUGACAUACGGUCAGAAUAGAGCCUCAUGGAAUUGGGCAAAGGCGGCUCUUGAGAUCAAGGAAGCCCAAGGAAUGUCGCAUGAUGAGAUGAGUUAUAUUAUCGGUGUCCUUUUUGAAGCAGGGAGCGAUACAACCACCGGCGUGUUGAAGGUCUUUGUGCUGGCCUGCUUGACGUUCCCGGAAGCAAUGACAAAAGCUCAAGAAGAGCUCGAGCAAGUAUCCGGACUACCUUCAUUUAGUGAUCUGGACCGACUACCAUACCUUAACGCAUUUGUCAAAGAGUGUCUACGUUGGAGACCCUUAGCUCCGUUCGGGUUUCCGCAUGCUGUUGACGCCGAUGAUGAAUACAUGGGGUAUCACAUCCCGAAGGGUUCCACAGUAAUCGCAAACCACUGGACCCUUGAUCUGGAUGAAAAUAUCUUCGAAUGCGCCACCGAUUUUCGUCCGGAGCGCUGGAUCGAAAACCCCAACCUCCCUCUUGCAGCGUUUGGAUUUGGACGUCGAGGUUGUAUUGGGCGACAUGUCGCAUAUAACUCCUUGCUGAUUACCAUCGGUCGCAUCUUGUGGACAUACGAUGUAACGCAUCGAUACAAAGACGGCAAAAAGAUCGAAGUAGACCCGUGGAACAUGCAACAAAAUAUGACUUCGUCCCCGGAAGACUUUGAGGCUGUCUUCCGCAUCCGAAGUCUUGAGCGCCAGAAGACUGUGGAAGAUGAGUGGAAUACGGCGGAGAAGGAUCCAGAAGCUAUCAUGAACCACGUACGGUCCCUUGCUACGUCUUCGGCGAGAUGA